CUCAUUCAUAUAUACUUACUUAUAUAUCUACUUCUUCUCUGCAACUACAGUCCUCAUUAUUAUACUAUCUCUGUUUGAAAAUGGUGGAGGAAACCUUAAGUGGGUCUAACUCUAACUGAAGUAGUGAACAGAUUAUUAAUAUCAAAAAGGGAUAAUCGCCAUGAAAACACCAUUACUUUUCUUCUUCAUCUUCUUCUCCUUCUUCUACUGUUCCAUUGUGGCCUUGGGAUCUGUUAAUAAUAAUAAUAAUGAACAAGAAGAAGAAGAAGUUACUGUUCUUCUUUCCAUUAAAGCCGGGUUUAGUGACCCAUUAGACCAGCUCAAGGAUUGGAAUCAUGCUUCGGCUCAAUCCUACUGCAACUGGAAUGGAGUUCAAUGCAACUCCAUCGGCAAUGUCAAUACCCUCGAUCUCUCCAACAUGAAUCUCACCGGAAGUAUCUCCGAUGAAAUCCAACGUCUCAUCUCCCUCACAUAUCUCAACUUUAGCUGCAACGGAUUCUCCUCCGUCAUUUCACCCUCCAUUGUCAAUCUAACCUCACUAGAGGUCCUGGACGUGAGUCAGAAUUCCUUUUCCGGCGAACUCCCACCUGGGUUCGCAAAUUUGGUGAUGUUGAAGACGUUUAAUGCAUCUGGAAAUAACUUCACAGGAAAUGUUCCAGAUGAUCUUGGGAGAAUUAAAACGUUGGAAGAUCUUGAUCUCCGGGGGAAUUUCUUUCAAGGAUCGAUACCUAAAUCUUUGGAGAAUUUGGAUAAACUUAAGUUUCUUGGGCUAUCUGGGAAUAAUCUUUCCGGCGAAUUGCCGAAAGAAUUGGGACGACUUGCUUCGUUGGAGAUUAUUGUUGCUGGGUAUAAUGAUUUUGAAGGUGGAAUUCCAAUUGAGAUUGGAAAUUUGACGAAUUUGAGAUAUAUUGAUUUGGCGUAUGGGAAUCUUGGAGGGAGAAUACCAGCUGAAUUGGGGAAAUUGAAGAAACUGGAGACGGUAUUCUUGUAUACUAAUGAUUUCGAAGGAGAGAUUCCUUAUGAAUUUGGAAAUCUAACUUCACUUCAGUUCUUGGAUCUUUCUGAUAAUCUAUUAUCCGGUGAGAUUCCGGCGGAGAUCUCUUUAUUAAAGAAUCUACAGCUUCUUAAUCUCAUGUGUAAUCGAUUCUCCGGUCAAGUUCCAUCUGGGAUUGGAGAUUUAACCCAGUUGAAGAUCGUUGAGUUAUGGAAUAACUCGUUUUCAGGAUCACUUCCGUCCAAUCUCGGCCGGAAUUCGCCUCUUCAAUGGCUAGACAUUUCAUCCAAUUCCUUCUCCGGCCAAAUUCCGACGACUUUAUGCGGCGGAGGAAAACUCACUAAACUUAUAUUAUUCAACAAUGGUUUCUCCGGCCCUAUUCCAUCUGAGUUAUCCGGUUGUGGCUCAUUGGUUCGUGUCCGGAUGCAGAAUAACAGUCUUUCCGGCGGAAUUCCGGUGGGGUUUGGGAAUCUGGGGAAGCUCCAAAGACUUGAAUUAGCAAACAAUAAUUUUUCAGGUCAAAUCCCAAAUGAUCUUUCUUUAUCUAUUUCACUAUCUUUUAUUGACAUUUCUCAUAACCAUCUUCAAUCCUUAAUCCCAUCUUCAAUCCUCUCCAUUCCGUCUCUCCAAAACUUCUUAGUCGCUGAUAAUAAACUCUCCGGCGAAAUCCCUGACCAAUUCCAGGAUUGCCCGUCGCUAUUGCUACUCGAUCUUUCCUCUAACCGGUUUUCCGGACACAUUCCGGCAAGCGUUGCUUCAUGCGAGAGGUUAGUAUCGCUCAACCUGCGUAACAACCUUCUGACGGGACCGAUACCGAGGGCAAUCGCGAUGAUGCCCACGUUAUCGGUUCUUGAUAUUUCUCAUAAUUCUCUUACGGGCGGGAUCCCGGAAAAUUUUGGGAACUCGCCCACAUUAGAAUUGCUCAAUGUUUCUUAUAACACGUUGGAAGGGCCGGUCCCUUCCAACGGGAUGCUUAGAACGAUUAAUUCUGAGGAUCUCAUUGGGAACGUCGGUCUAUGCGGAGGAGUCCUUCCUCCUUGCUCGGGUAAUCGCACCUUGAAACAAAAAAACCCUGGCAUGCACACGAGGCAUAUGGUUGCGACAUGCGUUAUUGGAAUCUCGAUAAUGUUGGCGAUUGUGAUUUCGCUCGUUAGCGGUUGGUCGUUAUACUAUAAGUGGCGUUCGAAUGGGAACUUUUGUUUCCACGAAAGCUUUGAAAUGGGGAAGAGCGAGUGGCCGUGGAGGUUAAUGGCUUUUCAAAGACUCGACUUCACUAGCAAUGACAUCUUGGCAUGCAUCAAGGAAACAAACGUGGUUGGAAUGGGCGGGAGUGGGAUAGUCUACAAGGCCGAUGUCCCGAGAUCAGAUACGGUCGUGGCGGUUAAAAAGAUGUGGAAGACAGGAACCGACGAAGGUUUGGAUCUCGUGGGGGAGGCGAAUAUGUUGGGGAGGUUAAGACAUAGAAACAUCGUUAGGUUAUUAGGAUUGCUUCAUAAUAACAAAGAGACUAUGCUAAUCUACGAGUACAUGACAAACGGGAGCUUGUGGGAGUCUCUUCACGGAAAAGAGGCAUCCGAAAAGCAACUAUUAGUCGAUUGGGUGUCGCGGUAUAACGUGGCAGUUGGAAUCGCACAAGGCCUAGCCUAUCUUCACCACGAUUGUCGCCCACCCGUAAUCCAUCGAGAUAUCAAGUCGAGCAAUAUAUUGCUAGACAUGAAUCUCGAGGCAAGGAUUGCAGAUUUUGGACUUGCAAAGACAAUGCUUAAGAAGAACGAGACAGUUUCAGUUGUCGCUGGAUCGUAUGGUUACAUUGCUCCUGAGUAUGGGUACACGUUAAAAGUGGACGAAAAGAGCGACAUAUACAGCUUCGGGGUGGUGUUGAUAGAGCUCGUGACAGGAAAGAGGCCAUUGGAGGCAGAAUUCGGCGAAUCAGUAGAGAUUGUGGAAUGGGUUAGGGCAAAGAUAAGGGAUAAAAGACCAUUAGAGGAGGCAUUGGACCAAAAUGUGGGAGGGAAUUGCAAAUAUGUGCAAGAAGAGAUGAUAAUAAUGCUUAGAAUAGCUCUUUUAUGUACAGCCAAGCUUCCUAAAGAAAGGCCAACAAUGAGAGAUGUCUUAACAAUGCUCGGAGAGGCAAAACCUCGUCGAAAGAGUAGCACCGCCACCAACAAAGACAAGCCAGUCUUCUUCAGCCCAUCACCUACAAAUGGCAUCUUGUGAACAGAAUUUUAAAAUUUACAUUUUUUUGUACUUCUAAUCCUUUUGAGCUAAAGUAUCUAAAUUUGUUAAUGAAGUGUCAAAUUUCAUGCAUUCAGGGAACUCAAAAACUACAUUGUUCGAAUCUAUCGAAGGUGUGACAAGAUUUGGAAUUUAAA
Impatiens glandulifera is the source of this 3366-nucleotide messenger RNA. Its product is annotated as MDIS1-interacting receptor like kinase 1-like. Gene Ontology annotation, biological process: protein phosphorylation. The record is from RefSeq and is a predicted model, not a curated record. Gene Ontology annotation, molecular function: ATP binding; protein binding; protein kinase activity. The transcript is spliced from 2 exons. NCBI's taxonomy places the organism in Eukaryota, Viridiplantae, Streptophyta, Magnoliopsida, Ericales, Balsaminaceae. The coding region runs from base 161 to 3211 and encodes 1016 amino acids.